Molecule: messenger RNA, 986 nt
Organism: Malaclemys terrapin pileata
Lineage: Eukaryota; Metazoa; Chordata; Testudines; Emydidae
Exons: 2
Coding region: 12-890 (292 amino acids)
Source: RefSeq, a predicted model, not a curated record
UCUCUAAAGACAUGGCAGAGAGAGGAUACAGCCGGGAUGUAACGCAGUGCCGCGUGAAAAUCAAGGAGCUGAGACAAGGCUACCAGAAGACCAAAGAGGCAAACGGACGCUCCGGAUCCCAUCCCCAGACAUCCCGUUUCUACGAGGCACUGCAUUCCAUCCUCGGUGCGGCCGCCACCACUACCCCACCACUGACCGUGGACUCUGAGGAUGGGAUAGUGUCCACGGCUGGAUCCUCGGACAUGUUAGCGGACGGGGAAGAUGAGGAAGGAGAUGAGGAGGACGAGGCAGUCGACAGCGCUCACAACGCUGAUUUCCCCGACAGCCAGGAUCUCUUCAUCACCCUUACAGAGAUCCCCUACCAACCCUCCCCAGCCGUUACCCCGGACACAGAAUCUGGGGAAGGAUCAGCCACCCCAUCUGCGACUGUCUCACAACCUAGCCUGUCAUCACACUCCCAGAGGCUAGCGCGGAUUAGGCAUAAGAAGAAGAGGACACGGGAGGACAUGUUCUCGGAGCUUAUAGCCUGCUCCAGAGCCCAGGCAGCACAGCAGACCCAGUGGCGGGAGAACUUGACCCGAAUGCACCAAGCCAACAUGGAUCGGGAGGAGAGGUGGCGUCAGGAAGACCAGCAGGCGACUCAAACCCUGCUUGGACUAAUGAGGGAGCAAACGGACACGCUCCGGCGCCUUGUGGAUGUUCUGCAGGAAUGGAGGCAGGAGGACAGAGCCCCGCUGCAGUCCAUCUCUAACCGCCCUCCCCCGCCACCAAGUCCCAUACUCCCCUCACCCAAAGUGCACAGAAGGAGAGGCGGCAGAGUCCCUGCUAACUCUUACUCCACCCCUGCAGAGAGCUCGAGCAGCAGAAGGCUCUCAUUCCCCAAAAUUUGAAAAGUUCUUUCCUUCCCGCCUGACACAAGCCCCCGUCCAAGUUUCACUUUCCCAGUUCCAUGUUUGGUUGAUAAUAAAAAAAUACGUUUCUGUUAA